GCCAAAGCAGCCCCUUUUCCCAAGAAAAGUAGGCUGUUGACUGUAGGAGGGGUGGAAAAGUUCGGCGCCGACCGGCAAAAGGCGGCGCGUCUGGAGAGGUGGGGCCAGGAGGUGACCUGCGCCGCCUCGAAACGCCCCCACCCCCCGCGGUCGAAGUGGUUCCGCCCGAGAACUUUUCAUUCAUAAAAAGAAAAGACUCUGCGAGGCGCGAGUGAGUCAGAACCCCUGCCGCCGACGCGGACCCCACAGAGCAGCCAGCCCAGGGCAUGUACCGAGACUUCGGGGAACCGGGACCGAGCUCCGGGGCCGGCAGCGCGUACGGCGGCCCCGCGCAGCCCCCCGCCGCGGCGCAGGCGGCAGCCCAGCAGAAGUUCCACCUUGUGCCAAGCAUCAACACUGUGAGUGGCAGCCAGGAAUUGCAGUGGAUGGUACAGCCACAUUUCUUAGGACCCAGCAGCUACCCCAGACCUCUGACCUACCCUCAAUACAGCCCCCCACAGCCCCGACCAGGAGUCAUCCGGACCCUUGGGCCACCUGCAGGGGUGCGUCGAAGGCCCUGUGAACAGAUCAGCCCCGAGGAGGAGGAGCGCCGACGAGUGAGGCGCGAGCGGAACAAGCUGGCCGCAGCCAAGUGCAGGAAUCGCAGGAAGGAACUGACCGACUUCCUGCAGGCGGAGACUGACAAACUGGAGGAUGAGAAAUCCGGGCUGCAGCGAGAGAUUGAAGAGCUACAGAAGCAGAAGGAGCGUCUGGAGCUGGUGCUGGAAGCCCACCGUCCCAUCUGCAAAAUCCCAGAGGGAGACAAGGAGAGGGAUACAGGCGGUACCAGCAGUACAGGGGGCACCAGCGGCUCACCAGUCCCCUGCCGCCCUGUACCUUGCAUCUCCCUUUCCCCAGGGCCUGUGCUUGAACCUGAGGCCUUGCACACCCCCACACUCAUGACUACACCCUCUCUGACCCCUUUUACCCCCAGUCUGGUCUUCACCUAUCCCAGCACCCCUGAGCCCUGUGCUUCGGCUCAUCGAAAGAGUAGCAGUAGCAGUGGGGACCCAUCUUCUGACCCCCUGGGCUCCCCAACUCUCCUCGCUUUGUGAAGCACCCAGUGCCACCCCCUGUAGGUGCUAUCCUGGUCAACAUCUCCUUGUUUCCCCAUCAGUCCAGCUGGCCUGGACCAUAUCCCAUGCCCAAUACCAGCAGGUUCUUCUCCACCCAGAUAAGACUGAGCAUAUUUUGCUUUGCAGUAGAGCCAGCUUGGAGCCACCAAAGCUGCCCACUGUUUCUCUAGAGCUGGCCUCUCCAUCACAAAUUGCACUAAAUUAGAGACAAAAUAUUUCCCAUUUAUGACAGAGAAAUUCUGGUAGCUCAUAGACUUUGUAGAACUCUAAAGGUUCUUUGGAGCCCUAACCCCUUCCAGGCCUCUCCUUCUAUACUGCAUUACCCUGUGAUCCAUUCAACCGUACCCUGACAGAAGAUGCUGUUUUACCAGCCUAGAACACUAAUUCACCCAGUCCCACUGCCAGCAGUUCCAGGUGAUUGGACCAGAGCACUCUGCCAGCCCCUCCUGAAUGGCACAGCUCAGGAGAUGUCAGAGGCUUCUGUGAUGAACUGAAUUGCAGCCCCAGCUCUGAGAAGCCCUUAGCUCCAGGGAAUCCAAGCCUCCCAGAGAGGGCAGCUAUUUAUUUUCCUAAAGAGAGUAUUUUUAUACAAACCUGCCAAGAUGGAAUAAAAGGCCCGAAGCUUUGGUUUGGGUGUCUGGUUGGAUCCAGACGCUUUUAAAGAGACAAUUUGGACUCAUAUGAGUUAUAGGUUCUGGUCUCAGCUCAUGACUCACCGCAGUGACUUUGGUCAUAUUCUUUGAUACUCUUGACCCUCAAUUGUCUGACAAAUACAAUGCAUAUGUAGGGAGCUACUUAUGCUCUGCCUCAUCUCUGGGACCAAGAGGUGAGAAUGAUGUGGGGUGAAAGCGAAGAUGAUCAGUUCUCCCCCGGAGGCCCACAGUGCUCCUGCGUGUGCCACAGGGGGCGCUAUUAUGCCCCCUUCCACUCUCCGAGGAGGUGGACAGUGGAUUUGAGGUCCCGAACACCUGCUUCCUGCCCCAUUGUCUUGGACAGGAAGGAGCCGGGAAGGGAGCUGGAGCCACUUCAGCGGUCUGAUUAAGGCCUGUCCGGGCACUCAACGGGGGGAGACAGUACCUUACGACCUUUCUGCAUCCCACCCCAGUCGAUCCCCAGUAAUGGGGGAAGUUCUGAAGCGGUCCCUCCGGUAGGAAUGAGACCCCGUCUUAGCGUUCCCUCCCUCACCCCAACCCCGGCGAGUCCCAGUCAGACGCUGUCCAGGCUUCAGGCUCCGCUUCCGUCCGAGUUUAUUAGUUCCCACCCAACCCCCAGCAAGUCCCUCCGCUCCAGCCAGUCCCCCUGCAGCCCCGCCAGCGAGAGCGAGGGGCCUUCCUCAAUGCCAGGGAUUCUUAGUCCAUGCCAGCGGCCCCUGGUACGCUGCCGAAGCGACGUCGAGGUCCGGAGAUCCACAGCAGUCCUGGCGCUCAGGGGGCAAUCCCGGCGGGCGUCGGCGUAGAAACAGCGCCCUCAGUCAUCGGGGGAGCAGGCCAGUGGCAACUGAUCCGGACUGCCCACGCUGCCAGUGCUGGAACUCCCGUCGCCCAGGUCGCGGGGCCCGCAAGGGGGCAGGGCUAGCUCUGGUGUCGGCCCGGCGCCUGAGCCCCCCGCGCCGCCCGGGCCGCCGCGGGGGCCCCACUCCUCGCCCAGCGCCAGGCAGAGCUCCUUAAGCGCCAGGUUCUCCCGCAGCAGCUCCUCCUGUCGGCUUUCCAGCUCGGCUAGCUUCUGCCAACAGCCGCCCAGGUCCUCCCGUACCGCCCGGGAUGCUUGGGUCCCGAAGAGCUGCCACUGGCGUGCGGCGCGGCGCCCGCGCUGGCGCUCCGAGUCCAGGAAGCAGCAGAGAUCGCGCAGCUCCCGGUUCUCGGCCUGCAGGCGCCGGUUGAGCUGCUUGAGCUCGCGAAUCUCGCCCAGGUGACCCUGCAGCUGCCGAUUCACCUCCUGCAUGAGGCGACCGCGCUGCACCAGUGCCGCCAGGCGCGCCGCCUCCUCUCGCCGCAGUCGCCGCACCAGCUCCUCCUUGCCCAGUGCCGCCAUCUCCUCGUCCGUCAGCUCCUCCAGGCCGCCUGCUUCGGCCUCCAUGGCUGGUCAGGACGCUGGAGCAUCGCCCGCCCGCCGCCGCGGCCCAGGAGCCCGACGUUGGGACUGGCGCCGCUCUGCCUCAGGCUGGGGCUCGGGCUCCGCGGGCGGCCGGCAGUGGUAGAGGUAGCGUAGGCUGCAGCAGCCACCCGGGGGUGGGCACGCGGCGGGGCGCGCGUCGGGGCGGGGCCGCGUGACGGUACCAAAGGACAACCAAUCCGGGAAGCCUCCCCGGAAACGGGCGGGGCCUGGGCGCCGAGCGCCUCUUCCCCGCCCACUCCGACCGGAGGGAUCACGACCCUGGCGCCAGUCUUAACUCAAUUUGGAGCGGCUCGGUGUUUCCAAGUUCCAGAUUUCCUCAAGCCGGACCCUAAGCCUCUCAGCUUCAUCUGAGAACCAAGGUUCGGGCGACCGCUCCUGACUCCUGCCCAACCCGCGACGGAAACCUGAGAGAGAGUUUUCCAGUCUCUCCUACGUUCUAUGGAAUUCUAGUCUUGGCUCACUAUAAGCAUCACUCCCAGCUCCUCCGGAUCCUGAGUUCAAAUGUCCUGGCUUCAUUAUCAGUCUACCAUUCCUCCCAGGGAAUUGGCCAUCCAAGGGAUUCGUUUAUUCAAUAAACCUUUAUUGUGUGUAAAGCCCACGCGUAAAUAAACGUGACCAA
Messenger RNA from Sciurus carolinensis (gray squirrel), 3849 nucleotides. RefSeq names its product FOS like 1, AP-1 transcription factor subunit (gene Fosl1). Gene Ontology annotation, cellular component: nucleus. NCBI's taxonomy places the organism in Eukaryota, Metazoa, Chordata, Mammalia, Rodentia, Sciuridae. Gene Ontology annotation, biological process: regulation of transcription by RNA polymerase II. The record is from RefSeq and is a predicted model, not a curated record. Gene Ontology annotation, molecular function: RNA polymerase II cis-regulatory region sequence-specific DNA binding; DNA-binding transcription factor activity, RNA polymerase II-specific. Bases 267 to 1094 code for a protein of 275 amino acids. The transcript is spliced from 4 exons.